AUGAUAAGAAUAUAUCCUUAUCCAUUUAGCAAAAAUGUUAAAUCUUUACCAGAUCCACCACCAGGUAAAUCUAGAGAUAUAAAAAAUUUUGAAUGUAAAAAAUAUGAAAAUGAUUAUACUUGGUUAUUGGAAGCAAAAAACAAUUUAAAAAAAUGCUUCUAUAUGUGUAACUUAUGUUCAAAAAAAUUUAAUUAUAUGAGAUGUUUAGUAAAAAAUUCUAAUGUGCAUUAUGAAUACAACUCAUUUAACAAAAACAUAGAAAAUCUAUCUGACUACAAUAAAACAAAAAAUAAAGAAAGCAAUAAAUAUAACAUUCAAUUGUGUGAUGAUAACAAUAAUAAUAAUAAUUGUAAUAAUAAUAGAAUUAAUAAUGAUCGUAAUGAUAAUGAAUCAGAAAACAUAAAAAACAACAUUAUUAAAAUAAAAAAGAACAUUUUUAAGAACGACGUAUAUAGCAACCAAAGCAUCGACGACAUACACUUAAUAAAAAAUAAUAGUAUAAUAUUUAGCAACUCUUUAAGCCCCAAUGAAAAUGACCAAUUAUCAUUUAAUGAUGAUGUAUUUAUUUUUUUAGAUUACUAUACGAAAAAGAAUUCAAACAGUAAUUAUAAAAAAAAUGAUGAACAAAGUUAUAAUGAAAAAAAAAAUUUCAAAAAAUUGAUGUCCUCAAUAUACGGCGAUCAUAAAUUAUGGCCUUUUGAAUUAGAUGAUAUGAUAAUACAUAUAAAAAAACAUGUGAAACAUAAUAUAUCAUAUUUUGCUUGUAAACAUGUUAAUAUGAAUGAUUUAUAUAAUUCUAAUGAAGAGAAUAAUAAUUAUGAUAAUAUAAAUAUUUACGUAUGUGAUAAUAAUAAAGAACAGUGUUCUAUGAAUAAUAGUAUAAUAGAUGUAAAUGGAUAUGAUAUGUGUAAUAUAGCACAAAGUAAUGUUUUUAAUUCUUUUAAGGAUAAAAAAGAUAAUAAUGAAGAACAAAACGAAAUAUAUAGUAUGAACAAUGUAUGCAAUAGUACUAUGUGUAAUGAAGAAGAGUUUUCUCAUGUAAAAAACUAUCCAUGUUAUGGAAAUGAAGAACUUAACAUUAACAAUGAUAAUAUCAAUAAAAAUGAACAUUAUGGAGAAUUCUUUAAUAGUUCUAACGUAUCUAGUAGUAUUCAAGAAUUUAAUUUAUCAUAUGAUUCAAAAGAAAGAAUAAAUAAUAUGAUGAACAAUAAUUUAUUACUUCAUUACAAUAAAGAAAAUUAUAAAAAUUCAAGAAUAGAAAAUGCAUUAAAAUAUAAUAAUGAUAAUAUAGAUAACGAUAAGCAUAUUGAAAAGAAAAAAAAAGACGCAAAUUAUAAUGAAUAUAAAAAAAAUAAUGAAUCGUCAACUGUUGAUCAUAAAUGUAAUGACGAUAAUAAUGUGAAUUACAAAAAUAAAAGUAUAUUAUUACCUUUGCAUAAAAUUGAUGAUGGUUAUGAAGAAAAUAUACAACAUUUGAAUAAAAGGCAUUCAAACUCUUUUUAUGAUAUAUUAAUAGAUAAAAAAAAUGUUGAAACUUACACAAGUUCUAGCAAAAAGAAGAUUAUUUUUAAAAGAAUUAAUAAUGAUAUAUUGAGGGAUAUAAAUAUGAAAAAAAAUAAUAAUAAAGAUAUAACUAGUGAAAAUCAUGAUGAUCGCAAUAAAGAAAUUUUCAAAAAAUGUAAUAAACCAAAAAUAGAUAAAGGGCAUACCUAUUUAUUAAAUACAGAAGAAAAUAAUUCCCAUUGUGAAAAUAUUAAAGAAAAAAUGAUAAAUAUGCCUGAUAAAUCAUCAAGCGACUUAAUGAUUAAUGAUAAAUGUAAUUCUGAAGAAACCUUAAAAGAUGAUUCAACUUCUAUUAAAGAAAAUAUAAAUGCGUUGAAUAAAUGUGAAAAAAAAAUAAUAAAUAAUGUUAAUAUUGAUGAUUUCAACAAAAAGAAAAAUUUGAAUGGUGUAACAUUACUUCUGGAUAAAAAAGAUGAAAAAAUGCAAAAUUUAAAUAAUGAAAAAACAAAGGAAUGUUGUGAUAAAAAUAAAAAUGAAAAUAAUAUUUAUAAUGAACAGCCUAUUGAUAAUGUAGAAGAAAAUGUGCAUACUAAUCCUCGUGAAGACAACAAAAUGGAAAAAAAAAAAAAAAGUGAUAUAAAAGAAUAUUCUAAAGAAUGUAAAGAUAAAUUAAGUAUGAAUAAUUAUGACAUAAAAAUAAAUUUUUUUAGUAUUGAUGAAAAAGAGAAAAGUAGAAAUUUUAAAUUAUUAGAUCAAAUAAAGAAUGAUAAAUUUAACAUUACAAAUGAAAAGACGAAGGUUAAUACACACGAUAAUGUGAAAUGUAAUCAGAAAGAAGAAAUAGAGGAAAUAAAUUGUAAAAUGAAUGAAAAAAAAAAUUCUAUUGAAAAUAAUUCUAAAAAAAAAUUACAUAUAAACCAAGGAAAAGGAUGUUGUAACAGUAAAAUGAAUAAAAAUGAGUAUUGUGAUAAUUCAGAAAUAAUUGAAAUUAAAGAAAAGGAACCAAAUAUUUUAAUUGACAAAACAAAAAAAAAUAUAUACUACAAUAAUAAGAAUUCAAUUAAUCUACAAGAUGAUAUUAUAUGUGCUGAAGACAUACAUAAAGAAUAUGUGAAUAAGGAUGUAUCAAAAAUAAAUUGUAGUGAAAGAAAUAUUUUAAAUAAUAUUGAAGAUGAAUUAAAUAUUAAUUUUGUCCAUACAGAUACAAAAUAUUUGAAAGAAAAUAAAGAUAAAAAAGGUAUCAUUAUUAAGGAAUUAAAUAAAUUAAAAUAUCAUAAUCACAUAUAUAAUGAUAAAGACGAAAAUGAUAAAUAUUUCCUUUUCGAUAAGAAAAAAAAAGAAAAGAAAGAACAAAAAAAAGAAGAGAUUAUAGAUGAUAAAUAUAGUUAUAAAGGAAGCAGAAAAGAAGAAUUAGAAAAAAAAUUAAACAGUAUUUUGAAUUUUUCUUGUAAACCUAAUAAAAUAAAUAUUCACAACAAAAUAUAUACAGCUAAUGAUAAGGAAAAGAAAAUUACAGAUGAAAAUAGUAAAAUAGUAUAUAUUAACAACAACUAUUUUUUUAAUAUAAGAAAAAAUGAUGAUAACUACUAUAUUGAGAAGAGUAAUGAUAUAAAAAUUGAAAAGAAUUUUAAGAAAUAUAAUUUGAACAAUCUUGAUUUAGAAUUUUGUAAAAAUGAAAAUGAUUUUUAUAGUUUUAAAUAUAUGAGUAAUAUUUUAUCAAGUAGCUGUAAUUUGUCUAAAGAAUAUAAUUUUACUAAAAGUUUUGAAUCAAAUAUAGUAAAUUCAAAAAUCGAUAAAUUAAAUGAUUUGAAAAAGAAAAUUUUAAUAAAAAAGUAUUUAAAUGAAAUUGCACUUAAAAAAAAAAAUCAUGUAAUGAAUAGUAUAAAUAAGAAAGUAUCACACUUGAAUCGCUCCCCAAUAAAUUGUACCAUGGAUAAAAAUAGAUGUGAUGAAAAACUUAAAUGUAAAGAUAAAUUAUUUAUUAAAGACGAAAAAGUUGCACAGUAUUUACAUAUAAAACAAAGGAAAAGAAUUAAUCAAUAUGAUAAAAUUAGUAAAAAUAAUUGUAAAUUAUAUAAAGCACCUAAAUCACCAAAACAACAGGAUAAAAUACCUAAACCAUUAGCUAGUCAAUUAGAAAUAAAUUCAUUAUCUUAUUUAAAAAAUACACCAUCAUAUCCAUUUGAGGAAUUUAAUUUUUAA
Plasmodium reichenowi is the source of this 3705-nucleotide messenger RNA. RefSeq lists its product as hypothetical. The record is from RefSeq and is a predicted model, not a curated record. The transcript has a single exon. NCBI's taxonomy places the organism in Eukaryota, Apicomplexa, Aconoidasida, Haemosporida, Plasmodiidae. The coding region runs from base 1 to 3705 and encodes 1234 amino acids.